UUGGACAAUACAAGAGUAUGGUUGGACAUAUUGAAUUACUUUCAAUGCGCAGAAUAGGUUGUACGCAGUUUACACACGGAUUACCAGCUUUUCUAAUUUGACACGGACUGGAUGAGACAAAAUACAGAAAUCAAAACUAUAACCUACAGAAAGUCCGACUGACAGGGAAUAGAAUGUGUGACUAAUCAUAACCUGACACAACUCCGGAUGCAAUGAAUCAGGCACAGCCUGAAUUGUGGGGCAAAAUAGGUUCCUCAUCAGUUCACGGUUCAAAAACACACUCAACGUGUGCACAUAUUUCCAGUGAGUAGUAUAAACAGAUGAGCACAAUGGAAGAUAGCCCAGAUGAGAGUGAUGACGAUAUUGCCCAGAUCCACAUCCACCUCCCCUGGGUGCCCUCCGCAAGGACAGCAGCAAGUCCCUUCCUUGCCGCCGCAGAACUUACCGGCAUCAAAAGAAGAUGGUCUAAAAGUGACAGAUGUUGCAUACACCACAUGCCAUCUCCAUAUGAACCAGAAAGUCGAGAUUCAUUAGUACCAAGCAUUGGUCAAACUACAUCGGAUGGGACACCUGCAGGAACAGACCCACCUGCACCAAGUUUUUAUCAAACUUCAUCGCAUGGGGCACCUGCAGGAAGAGACUCACCUGUACCAAGCAUUGAUCAAACCACAUCGGACGGGGCACCUGCAGGAAAAGACGCACCUGUGCCAAGCAUUGAUCAAACCACAUCGGACGGGGCACCUGCAGGAACAGACGCACUUGUACCAAGCAUUGAUCACCCCACAUCGCGCAGGGCACCUGCAGGAACAGACGCACUUGUACCAAGCAUUGAUCACCCCACAUCGCGCAGGGCACCUGCAGGAACAGACGCACUUGUACCAAGCAUUGAUCAAACCACAUCGCGCAGGGCACCUGCAGGAACAGACGCACUUGUACCAAGCAUUGAUCACCCCACAUCGCGCAGGGCACCUGCAGGAACAGACGCACUUGUACCAAGCAUUGAUCAAACCACAUCGGACGGGUCACCUGCAGGAACAGACGCACUUGUACCAAACAUUGAUCAAACCACAUCGCACGGGGCACCUGCAGUAAGAGACGCACUUGUACCAAGCAUUGAUCAAACCACAUCGCACGGGGCACCUGCAGUAAGAGACGCACCUGAGUCAAGCGUUGAUCAAACCACAUCGCACGGGACACCUGCAGGAAGAGACGCACUUGUACCAAGCAUUGAUCAAACCACAUCGCGCGGGGCACCUGCAGGAAGAGAUGCACUUGUACCAAGCAUUGAUCAAACCACAUUGGACGGGGCACCUGCAGUAAGAGACGCACCUGUACCAAGCAUUGAUCAAACCACGUCAUAUGGGACACCUGCAGUAAGAGACGCACCUGAAUCAAGCGUUGAUCAAACCAUCUCAUAUGGGACACCUGCGGAAAGAGACGCACCUGAAUCAAGCGUUGAUCAAACCACGUCAUAUGGGACACCUGCAGUAAAAGACGCACCUGAAUCAAGCGUUGAUCAAACCACGUCAUAUGGGACACCUGCAGAAAGAGACGCACCUAAAUCAAGCAUUGAUCAAACGACAUCGCACGGGGCACCUGCCGGAAGAGCUGCAAGUGACUCAAGCGUUGAUCAACAAACGUCAUUUUCAACGCCUGUAGAUGGAGACGGGCCUCUAUUACCCGUUCAGAACACAUCUCACGGCACAACGGAGGAUACCCAUCCUCCUCGCAGAAGAGAGACGCUGGACGCAGGGGCCAUGUCGCACAAAGGAUGGAUGUCUCAUGCAACAGACCAAGAUGUUGUUGCUACGCCAUCACAAGAACAAGGUUUGACUGUCAAUGUUUACAACAUCACGAACAGUGAGGGAAUACAUGUCACCCAGGAACGGAUCGUGUCGAAAGGAAAACUUUUCGAACCUGACGUUUCUCCAUCAGCAGCACCAGUCGGCCAUGUCAUGACUACAAGGUGGAUUCAGAAGAACAACCCAUCUGUACAGUCCAGAACAGAUACACACAUGCCACACUGUUCCAACUCUAAAUCACAGUUGAAGGGGCAACAGUUACACCAAGUUAAAAUGGAAGAUACCAGUCGUUCGCCAAAACUGAAGCGGAUAUCUGAUAGAACACAACAACUAUUACUGCUGACAGAGAAGGAGCUGUUCACGCCGACAAAGGCACUGGCAAUAGCCAAGCGGUCCCUUUUGGAACUCGGUGUAGUGCUUGUCACAGGAAGGUCAGGGGAUGGGAAGACAACUCUGUGUUAUAGAGUUCUGAAGGACAUAGCAAAUAUUCAACAUAGAACCCCUCUCAUCAUCACCACAGCAGAUGACUGGAAAUAUAUACCACCCCCAAGACACGUAAAUAACAUUUCUGAAGAGGAAAAGUAUGUGGUUUUCAUUGAUGACAUAUUUGGUCGAACUAAUUUAUCAAGGGAGGAUCUUAGAAUGUGGGAACGAGAACUGCCGAUAAUGUGGCCUUCAGUUGAAUCUGGGCAGGUGUUUCUGCUGCUCUCAUCAAGGGGAAACAUUUACAAACAGUGUCAGCAAGGUCUAAAAACUUACAAAAUAUUUUCUGCAUUGAAAGAAGUAGGGUUAAACACGGACAUAUAUGGUCUCAAUGUGAAGGAAAAAAUGGAAAUGCUAGAAGCAUAUCUGAACAGAAGAACAGCACUGAAGAUGACUUAUGAUGAGAUGAGACAAGCUGUGAAGACAAGCAAUGAGCUAGGUUUCCCACAAAUAUGCAGGUUUUACAUCAGCAGCAGAGAAGCCCAGAAACGAGGAGUCGAGUUCUUCAGUAGACCGUUACAGUAUCUGAUGGAUGAGGUAAACACUCUCAGGGAGUUUGAUCCCCAAGCCUACGGAGUAUUAUUGCUUCUUGCGUUUGAGGAAGGUGUUAUCAAACAAUCCCAUGUUGACCCAUUUUCCUCAAAAUGUGGCCCUCUCAUCAAGAAUUGGGAACUGAUCAGAUCUCUAUGCAACAUAAGCCCAGAAUUUGGGCUUGGUGAUGUUUGUAACGUUGCCAAAAGAUUAUGUGGUAUGUAUUUGUCCUUUGUUGGCGGAUAUUACAGAUUUAGCCACCAAUCCAUCCAUGAGACUAUUGUCUUGGAGUUCACAUCAAAGUACCCAGGAAAGGGUAUAGAAAUUGCUCCAAUUAACAUUAUUGUGGAAUUUGUCAGGACAGCUGAAUGUGAAGACAAAACUGCCACAUCUAUUCUUCUCAGUGAGGAUUACUACAAAGAUUUUGCAGUCAGGAUAAUUCAACUACUCAAAUCCAGAAAUUCUGAAAAAGUCAUGGACCAUUCCGUUCUAAGGAAUGAUACAUUUCUUCGGUACUUCCAUAGUGCGCUCUCCGAGGAUGACCGAAAAACUUUAUGCUCCACAACCGUACCUUCAACAUACACCAACAUAGGGGCAUAUUCAGUGUUUUCAAAUGAUUACAUUACAGCUAACCACCAAGACAAGUUGGAAUAUGUCAUCUCUGAAAUGCAGGCCAUACAGCUUCCUGUUCCAGAGCUGUAUAUAAUGUCAGUACUGUUCGCUAAAGGUCUACAGUCCAUUGCCACAAUGCUUACUCCAUCAUCAUUUCAGGGCUGUGGAAUGGAUAUGAACAUGUUUCUUGCAAGCUCCGCAUUUGUUGGGGACUUGCCCACUGUUGAGAGGCUCCUUGAUAGUGGCAUAGUUCCCAAUGAAACUUGUGUCUUGGCUGCUCUUUUGUCAUUGGGAGACAAUGAAAACGUUUUAAGGAAAAUCCUAUGCCACCAUCAAGCUCCACUGCUUGAUGCGAACAUGCUGUUGUUUUCUUUGAAAUUUGCUGUGCAUUGUAACAGAGUGAACACACUGAAAGUUAUCAUGAAGAGUAUUGUGAACCAUCAAGCAAAGGAGAAAAUGGUUGACAUUGUUGCCAAAUUAUUUUUUGUUCAGAUGUCAGCUGUACAUGGAUGUGUGCCUUUAAAUUUGCCUGUGACAGUAGCCAGUGAACAUGAACACAAAUCUUCUGUUGACACAUUCCAUGUGCUUGUUGCUGCAGAUGCAGCAUUAGACUUUGCAAAAUGCUUAAGCUUUGUAAGCCAGACUACAGACAUUGAGUUAUUAGAGAGUAUCACAUGUGAAAUACGGAAAAGAGAGAACGGGUCACUACAGUAUCAAAUAUUUUAUGACAGACAUAAUGAUUUAGAAACAGAUUGUUCUGCAACUUCAAGUCCUGCAACAUGUCCUGAAUUUCAUCUCAAGUCACUGAUCAAUUCAAAGGACAAAUAUGGUUGCACGCCACUCCACAAUGCAGCUUAUGAGAGCUCAGCAGAAUGUGUCCUGUUUCUCUUGGACAAUGGCGCAAAUCCAAACUCAGAGACGAUCACACUGGAAACACCGUUACACGAAGCUUCUCGCACCAAGAAAGAUCGUUUGUCAAAAAUGCAGUCCCUUUUUGAUGCAGGUGCCGAUGUAAAUGCAGCGGACAUAGGUGGUUGCACACCACUACAUUCACUGGCGCUGAAAGGCAACUUGGCAGAAUUUCAGUACCUUUUACUAAAAGGUGCAAAAAUGAAUGCUGAUAGUCUAGGCCAGACCCCUCUACACCGUGCAGCAAGUGCAUAUACAGUUGACAAUACUGUAAUUCAGCUCCUGGUGGAGAAUAUAGGUGACAUAAAUCAUAGUGAUUAUUAUGGUUGUACACCAUUGAUCUACAUUGCUGGGAAGGGUUCUUUUGCAACGCUGAAACAUGCCAUAGAAAAGGGGGCUGAUGUUAAGGCUAAAACGAGAAUGGGGAAGACAGCAUUACAUGAGUCAGUUUUGUCCUCCAUUGAAUCAGUUCAUAAGGCAGAGUUACUCUUACAGCAAGGUUGUGGUAUCAAUGAAAUCAGUGAGGAGGGGUUCACUCCGUUACUCUGCGCUGCCCAGAAAGGUACCUUUGAUUCACUGAAGCUACUCGUAGAUAACCAAAGUGAUGUUUCUGUGAAAGACAACCAAGGGCAGACUGCGCUACAUCUUAUACCUUAUUACUCAAUAGAUGAGGCAAAGAAAAUCAGCUACCUUUUAAAGGCUGGAGCUGACAUUAAUGCUGUAGAUGACAAGGGGGCUACUCCCUUGCAUGUUGCAGCUGCUGAAGGUUGUUUAGCAUCCGUUGAGCCCCUUAUCAAGUACAAAGCUGAUAUUAACUCACGUGAUACUGAUGGACUCACUGUUCUGCACAGGGCUGCACAAUCUCUCACAGACUCGGAGGCGAUCAUUGAGCUCUUGAUUGCUAAAGGGGCUAAUGUCAACAUGAGAGAUAACUCUGGGUUGACAGCUUUGUGCCAUGCAGCAGAACAUGGAACUUUGAACAGUUUACAGAUUUUGGUGGCAAAUGGAGCAGACAUGUUUGUUAGGAGUUCCACUGGAGAGACAGUGUUACACAUGGCGGUUAAGAAAUACCACAUGCCUUUAGAAAAAGUAGAAUUCUUAAUGGAAAGGGGUGUCAACGUGAACCUUUUGGAUUGUUCCGGAACAAGCCCUCUGCAUUAUGCAGCUCUUGAGACAUCUUACGAAACAGUUAAGUUCCUUGUUGAAAAAGGAGCAAACAUCCAGUGUGCUAAUGACAGUGGAACAACUCCACUUCACAACGCCGUAGAGUCAACGAUUAACCUAAAGCAAAAGGUUGAGUUCUUGAUCAAACAUGGAGCUGAUGUAUUCGCAGCGGACAAGAACGGUGACACUCCUUUGCACGUUGCUACAGACGGCAGCUUUGAACUGUUGGAACUGCUUAUAGUUGAUCUGAACAUAGAUAUUUCAAAUACUGACAAACAAGGAAAUACUUUGUUGUACAGAGCGGCCAUGUCUAGCCAUGAUAUCAAGUCGAAGACAUUACUGUUACUCAACAAAGGAGCAGACAUCAAUGCUACAGGCAAACAUGGAUGGAGCUUGAUACACUGGGCCAUUUGUUUGGGGAGCGGAGAGGACCUGACAAAGCUUCUAGAAAGAGGUGCCUGUGCAUCAAGUAUAGAUGAGGAUGGGUCGAGUCUCCUUCACAAGGCAGUCAAAUCCAAAACAGACGCCUUGAUAAAGGUCAAGCUGUUGCUGAAGAAGGGUUUAUCACCAAACCAAUUAGACGGAAAAGGUUGCACACCGCUGCAUAUUGCAGCCAAAGAAGGUCUGUUUCAAGUAUAUGAUGUAAUGAUGAUCCCCGAUGAUAAAGGUUGUUCUGUGAAUGUGGAGGACUACAAGGGACACACCCCAAUGAAUGAUGCAUCUGUGGCUGGGGAUACUGACUGUGUGAAGUAUCUUGCUCAGAGAGGUGCAACAGGUCGGGAUGAGGAUGCAGGUGGAGGUUUAGCCUAAUGGUUAAAGCUUUCGCGGGUUCUAUUUCCCACGUGGAUUCAGUGUGUAAAACCCAUUAAUAUAGAAAUUGUAAAGUAGCUAAAUCUAAAAAACUCACUAGUUAUGAAGGGGCGGUCGGGUAGCCUAGUGGUUAAAGCGUUCGCUCGUCACGCCGAAGACCCAAGUUCGAUUCCCGACAUGGGUACAAUGUGUGAAGCCCAUUUCUGGUGUCCCCCGCCGUGAUAUUGCUGGAAUAUUGCUAAAAGCGGCGUAAAAUCAUACUCACUCACUCACUCACUCACUAGUUAUGAACAUACAAUACAGCGUUAUUGAUGUCACAUUCUUUAAGUAAACAAUGAAAUCUGUUUCAUUUGGAAACUGUCUUUCUAAGAGUGAAGGGGGGCACGGGUGGUCUAGUCGUCUAAGGCGCCGCGAUUCAGAGCAGAGUUGUAUCCCUUGGGCACGCCAGAAACCUAUGAUUGUGGGUUCGAAUCCCGC
This is a messenger RNA of Haliotis rufescens (red abalone), 6788 nucleotides long. RefSeq lists its product as uncharacterized. Gene Ontology annotation, cellular component: nucleus; cytoplasm. Gene Ontology annotation, molecular function: protein binding. The coding region runs from base 321 to 6311 and encodes 1996 amino acids. The record is from RefSeq and is a predicted model, not a curated record. Lineage: Eukaryota; Metazoa; Mollusca; Gastropoda; Lepetellida; Haliotidae. The transcript has 6 exons.